AGCUGCCUCUUCAACAGUACCUAUCAAGAUGGCCGCUCUAGGGUCUGUGCUAAAAAAAGUUGCUACUGUUGGUUUAUUAAAACGAUCAACGCUAAAUUAUGGCCCUGUUUGCACGGCGAUUCGCCAAUCACAUGAAGUCUGGUACCCUGAUAAAGACUACUACAAGGAUUACAAACACCCAUUGUUCUACCCUGAGUUUGCUGAUAGAGAAAUGAAACUGCCCCCUUAUGACUUGAGAGUGCCCGAGCCAGACGGGAGGAUACAAAAUAUCGUGUUGAACUUUGGCCCCCAGCACCCCGCCGCCCAUGGUGUGCUGCGACUUGUACUCACCCUCAGUGGUGAGUCGGUGCUCAGGGCUGACCCUCACAUUGGACUACUGCACAGGGGCACAGAGAAGCUGAUAGAGUACAAAACUUACACACAGGCUUUACCCUAUUUCGACCGACUUGACUAUGUGUCCAUGAUGUGCAGUGAACAGGCUUAUUGUCUAGCCAUUGAAAAGUUGCUGAACAUUCAGGUGCCCCCCAGGGCUAAGAUGAUCAGAACACUGUUUGGUGAAAUUACCCGCGUCUUGAACCACAUCAUGUCUAUUGGAAGUCAUGCCCUGGACAUUGGUGCCAUGACACCACUUUUCUGGCUGUUUGAGGAGAGAGAAAAGUUGAUGGAGUUCUAUGAAAGAGUGUCUGGGGCUCGUCUCCACGCUGCCUAUUACCGACCUGGUGGUGUAACUCUGGACAUGCCCCUUGGUCUGAUGGAAGACAUCUACGAGUGGGCCUGCAAGUUUGGCCAGAGGCUGGACGAGGUGGACGACCUUUUAACAGAGAACAGGAUCUGGAAGGCUAGGACUGUUAACAUUGGUGUCAUCUCAGCAGAGGACGCUCUUAACUACGGCUUCAGUGGUGUGAUGCUGCGUGGGUCAGGAAUUAAAUGGGAUCUUCGUAAGGUUCAGCCCUAUGAUUCCUAUGCAGAGGUUGACUUUGAUGUGCCUGUAGGGAACAGAGGAGAUUGUUAUGACAGGUAUUUGAUUCGUAUGGAGGAGAUGAGGCAGAGCUUGAGGAUUAUCCUGCAGUGCAUGAACAAGAUGCCCCAGGGAGAGAUCAAGACAGAUGACAACAAGGUCACACCACCCAGUAGAGCUGAAAUGAAGGACUCUAUGGAAGCUUUGAUCCACCACUUCAAGCUGUUUACAGAAGGUUUCCAGGUACCCCCAGGCACCACAUAUGCUGCAGUGGAAGCUCCCAAAGGUGAGUUUGGAGUCUACCUUGUAUCAGAUGGCACCAACAAACCCUACAGGUGUAAGAUUAAAGCCCCAGGAUUUGCCCAUUUGGCUGCCCUUGAUAAAUUGUCCAGAAAACACAUGUUGGCUGAUGUAGUGGCUAUUAUAGGAACCCUUGAUAUUGUGUUUGGAGAGGUGGACAGAUAAGCUCUUUCAUUGGUCAAGCUGUUGGUUGUCAACUAUAGCAAGUUUAUUUAUAACUGUUCUCAACUUUGACCUCUAGGUAGAGAAACAAAUUUCCAAGCUUUGGGCAUAUUUAGUGGUUAUUGUUGUGUAAUGAAAGCUGUUGUGAGAUGAUAUAUGGUACAGAUCAGACAUAAGACUUGGGCUUACGGUUUGUUCAGAAAACCUGGUUAGGAAGAAGUUUGUUGAGUGAAUUUAUUUAGAUUUAAAAUUAUGGUUAAUUUAAAUAUGUACAUACAUAGUGAUCAGCUAACAUUGUAAAGUGGUAAGAAUAAUCUAAGUACAGGUUUUUUAUUAUCUUAAAAACAUAGUUUAUAUAGCUGUUGGAGAACAAUUCUAAUGGUUAUCUCCCUUAUGACUAGUUGACUGACAGUUUUUAGUUAUCUAUAACUGAAUGUUUUGUGAGUUAUGUCCCGUUGAUAUAUGUUAGUUUUGUACUAUAAGAAUUGGCUAUAACUUCUUUGGAAGUUUAAUCUCAGAACAUUUAUGUAUGUAAAGUUGAGAGAGAAUUAAAAAUUUAAAUUGUUU
Messenger RNA from Physella acuta, 1987 nucleotides. RefSeq names its product NADH-ubiquinone oxidoreductase 49 kDa subunit. Gene Ontology annotation, cellular component: respiratory chain complex I. Gene Ontology annotation, molecular function: NAD binding; oxidoreductase activity, acting on NAD(P)H; quinone binding. The record is from RefSeq and is a predicted model, not a curated record. Gene Ontology annotation, biological process: mitochondrial electron transport, NADH to ubiquinone. Lineage: Eukaryota; Metazoa; Mollusca; Gastropoda; Physidae.